Molecule: messenger RNA, 3189 nt
Organism: Gossypium raimondii (Peruvian cotton)
Lineage: Eukaryota; Viridiplantae; Streptophyta; Magnoliopsida; Malvales; Malvaceae
Product: beta-galactosidase 10
Exons: 19
Coding region: 321-2858 (845 amino acids)
Biological process (GO): carbohydrate metabolic process
Cellular component (GO): vacuole; cell wall
Molecular function (GO): beta-galactosidase activity; carbohydrate binding
Source: RefSeq, a predicted model, not a curated record
UAUCCAAACAGUCGUCCAACACCUACGAUCAGGAUCAAUUUGUUAGAUAUUUUGUCGGCAAAAAAUAAAAAAAAGAAGAAAAGAAAACGCGGCAAAUCUUCCCAGUUGUCCAUUGUUAUCCACUACUCUUUCCCACAUCCCACGCCUGUCUGUCACAUUGAGUGUCUCAGCAGUCAGCAAUGCCAACGCUUAUGCACAUGAAUUCAUCACUGUCACUCUCACUCUUUCUUCUCUUCAGCUUUAAUUCCUCUUUCUUAUAAAACCUAAAACACUUAAAGUCGAGCUCAAAUCUAAAAAUAUCCAGAUUAAAACGAAAAUAAAUGAAGAUCUUCUUCCUUUUUCUCUUGUUUUGUUUCUUUACUUCGUUGUUUAACUCUUGUUUCGCUGGCAAUGUAACCUAUGACCGCCGCUCUCUCAUCAUUGAUGGCCAACGCAAGCUUCUCAUUUCCGCUGCCAUUCAUUACCCCCGCAGCGUUCCGGCGAUGUGGCCAGGGCUGGUUCAAACAGCAAAGGAAGGAGGGGUUGAUGUCAUUGAAUCUUACGUAUUUUGGAAUGGACAUGAGCUUUCUCCAGGAAAAUACAAUUUUGAAGGGCGAUACGAUCUAGUCAAAUUUGUAAAGAUUGUUCAGCAAGCCGGGAUGUAUAUGAUUCUUCGAAUUGGCCCCUUUGUAGCUGCUGAAUGGAAUUUUGGGGGGGUACCUGCCUGGUUGCACUAUGUCCCUGGAACUGUGUUUCGAACUGAUAAUGAACCCUUCAAGUAUUACAUGCGGAAUUUCACAACAUUCAUAGUGAACCUCAUGAAGCAGGAGAAGCUUUUUGCACCGCAAGGAGGUCCAAUCAUCCUGGCCCAGGUUGAAAAUGAAUAUGGAUAUUACGAAAAAUUUUAUGGAGAAGGGGCAAAGCGUUAUGUUACAUGGGCUGCUAGAAUGGCAGUUUCUCAGAAUAUUGGAGUACCUUGGAUAAUGUGUCAACAAGAUGAUGCUCCUGACCCUGUGAUUAAUACUUGUAACUCCUUUUACUGUGAUCAAUUCACACCUAAUUCUCCAAACAAGCCCAAAAUUUGGACUGAAAAUUGGCCUGGAUGGUUUAAAACAUUUGGGGCAAGAGACCCUCACAGGCCAGCAGAAGAUGUUGCUUUUUCUGUUGCUCGAUUUUUCCAGAAAGGAGGAAGUGUACAUAAUUACUACAUGUAUCAUGGUGGAACAAACUUUGGUCGAACAUCAGGUGGACCUUUCAUUACAACAAGUUAUGAUUAUGAAGCUCCAAUUGAUGAGUAUGGGUUACCUAGGCUUCCAAAAUGGGGACACCUAAAGGAACUCCAUAAAGCUAUAAAGUUAUCUGAGCAUGCAUUGCUAAAGAGUGAACCAACUACUUUAUCACUAGGUCCUUCCCAAGAGGCUGAUGUUUAUGAUGAUGGUUCAGAAGUAUGUGCUGCCUUUCUUGCUAACCUGGAUGAUAAAACUGACAAGAAUGUAGUGUUCCGGAAUGUGUCAUAUCACCUGCCUUCAUGGUCAGUCAGCAUUCUGCCCGACUGUAAGAAUGUUGUGUUUAACACGGCGAAGAUAGGUUCACAGGCAUCUCUAGUUGAAAUGAUGCCCGAGGAGUUGACGCCAUCAGUCACGUCCCCAAGUAAACGCUUGAAAGCUCUUAAAUGGGAUGUAUUUGUGGAGAAUGCUGGAAUCUGGGGAGUAGCUGACUUUGCUAAAAAUGAUUUUGUGGAUCAUAUAAAUACCACGAAAGAUACUACUGACUACCUCUGGUAUACAACCAGUAUAAUUGUUGGUGAAAAUGAAGAAUUUCUGAAGAAGGCAAGCCAUCCACUCCUCCUUAUUGAGUCAAAGGGGCAUGCUCUUCAUGCUUUUGUGAAUCAAGAACGCCAAGGUAGUGCUUCUGGAAAUGGCUCACAUUCUCCCUUCAAAUUUGAGAGUCCAAUUUCUCUCAAGGCGGGAAAGAAUGAAAUUGCACUGUUAAGCAUGACAGUGGGCCUACAGAAUGCAGGAGGGUUAUAUGAAUGGGUAGGAGCAGGACUAACAAGUGUCAAGAUCGAGGGGCUCAACAAUGGAACAAUGGAUUUAUCUAUGUCUAGAUGGACCUACAAGAUUGGAUUGCAAGGAGAACACUUGAGUAUAUACAAACCAGACGGUUUGAAUAGCAUAAAUUGGGUGUCAACCUCAGAACCACCAAAAAAUCAGCCUUUGACAUGGUACAAGGUUGUUGUGGAUUCUCCAUCAGGGAAUGAACCAGUUGGUCUGGAUAUGAUUCAUAUGGGAAAAGGUCUAGCAUGGUUAAAUGGAGAAGAGAUUGGAAGAUACUGGCCAAUAAAAAGUUCUGAACAUGAAAAGUGUGUAGAGGAGUGUGAUUACAGAGGAAAAUUCUUCCCAGACAAAUGCCUUACUGGUUGUGGAGAACCAACACAAAGAUGGUACCAUGUUCCCCGUUCUUGGUUCAAGCCAUCUGGAAACAUUUUGGUUAUCUUUGAGGAGAAAGGUGGAGAUCCAACAAAAAUUACUUUCUCGAAACGCAAAAUAUCGGGCCUAUGUUCUCUCAUUGCUGAGGACUUUCCUAUGGUAGACCAGGCGCCAGUACGUAAAGGUGGAAGUGGAAAAUCGGCUGCCCAUCUGAAGUGCCCAAAAAAUACUUUGAUUUCUAAUGUGAAAUUUGCUAGCUUCGGAAAUCCUACAGGAAAGUGUGGGUCUUACAGCAUGGGGAAGUGCCAUGAUCCUAACUCAACAUUGGCAGUCGAAAAGGUCUGCCUAGGUAAGAAUGAGUGUGCCAUAGAACUAACAGAAGAGAACUUCGAUAAGGGCUUGUGUCCUGGUACUACUAAGAGACUUGCAAUUGAAGCAGUCUGCAGCUAAAGUUACCGCGGUAUAUGUUCCGACACAAAUGUUUUGGCUGCUUCCUGAAGAAGAAAACGGAAGAAAAGAGCAUUUUGCUCCGUUUUCUUUCGGGUACGAGCUGUGUUUUAUUUCCUCAACAUGAUGCCCCUAAUUUUAUUUUUCUUUUGCUCAGGUACUUUUUGUCCUUUGAGGUGUUUGCGAAAAUUCAAGAGCAUGGAUAGACUUAGCUCUUAAUAUGUGGAAUAUUCGUUUUUGCUUUAAAAUAUUUCGAUAUUGGUCAAGCAUUUGGCAAAUGUCGCAAAAUUAAUUUAAUUUUACACAGUUUUUUAUAUAAUUUAUAUUAAUUUAA